UCUGCAGCUAUGCUUUCUCUUCUAAAAGCGCCCUUCCAAAGGAAAAACAGAUAGAAGGAUCGAUAGGAAAGCGAAAAGCUCUUAGAAAACCGCUUUCCAACGUCCGCAAACCGGAAUCCGCCUCCCUCCGGUGUUUUUCAAAACCGAUUUCGACUCGGGAUUUCCAGAGCCAUCGACAUGGCUUUCGGAGAGCUACUCGGCAUCGAACCUCAAGAACUCAAAUUUCCUUUUGAACUGAAUAAGCAGAUUUCAUGUCCUCUUCAGUUAUCAAAUAAGACAGAUAACUAUGUGGCUUUCAAGGUCAAGACGACGAAUCCGAAGAAGUAUUGUGUCCGACCCAACGCCGGAAUCGUCAUGCCUCAGUCUACAUGUGAUGUUACUGUUGUGAUGCAAGGGCAACGAGAGGCGCCCCCUGACAUGCGAUGCAAAGACAAGUUUCUCCUUCAGAGUGUUGUUGCAAAUCCAGGCAUGAUUGCAAAGGACAUUACACCAGAAAUGUUUAACAAGGAGUCAGGGAAUCUUGUUGAGGAGUGCAAAUUAAGAGUCGUUUACGUUGCUCCACUACAACUGCCCUCACCAGUUAUGGAAGGAUCCGAUGAAGAUUCAUCACCACCUAGGGCUUCUUCAUUGGAUAACAGGAAUUCAAAUGCUUUGGAUUUUUCUCAUGUUUCACUUGAGCCUCAAGACAAAUCUUCAGAGGUGAAGGCUGUGAUUUCAAGCCUUACAGAUGAGAAAAAUUCUGCCAUUCGAGUGAAUAAUAAACUUUGUCAGGAACUGGAACUUUUGAGGCGAGAAGGCAAUAAGAGACGUGGCGGUUUCUCCUUCCUGUAUGUGAUGCUUAUUGGCUUGGUAGGCUUCCUCUUCGGGUAUCUUUUCAGGACAUGAAUCGCCAGUUUGGAUGUUUUCCUACUUGUUUUUUUUUCCGUUCUCUAAUCACUCCCACACCAAGAAAGAAGAAAAUGAUGAUCAUGGUUAUUUGUUGUGUUGGGAGUCUUUGCACAGAUAGAGAAGACAUUUCAAGGGGUUUGAGACUUUGUAAUUGUUAAGCAAAAAGCUUGUAUGUGUAAUGCCUGCUUUGUCAAGGGCCCAUUCUAGUAACUUUGUUCCCACUUUUUUC
Magnolia sinica is the source of this 1117-nucleotide messenger RNA. RefSeq names its product vesicle-associated protein 1-1-like. NCBI's taxonomy places the organism in Eukaryota, Viridiplantae, Streptophyta, Magnoliopsida, Magnoliales, Magnoliaceae. Gene Ontology annotation, biological process: endoplasmic reticulum membrane organization. Bases 178 to 885 code for a protein of 235 amino acids. The record is from RefSeq and is a predicted model, not a curated record. The transcript is spliced from 8 exons. Gene Ontology annotation, cellular component: plasma membrane; endoplasmic reticulum membrane.